AUGGCCGGCAGCUUGGCGCUGGCCCUCGCGUCCGUGAGCAUUGCUCUCCGUCGCUCUCCUUUACAGCCCGUGCGGCCGGCCGCAGCAGCCCCGCUCGCCCACCGCCUCUCGACGGUUGUGUGCGCGACCAGUGGCGGUAAGCGCCGCACGUCUUCGGCGCCGGGCGGCAUCACCCAAAAGGCGCGAGAGAGGGCGCGCGCCCGCAGAGUGUCGACCGCUUCGCAUCCUGCCGUCGGCGCCGCAGCUGCACGCGGCGCGAGCGCUGCGCCGGCGGGCUCUGCCUCGGCUGGGCCGACGCGGCUCGCAGACCUGCCCGACUUUCGCGGGCCCGGCCGGCUCCUCAAGGCUGCUCGCAAGGCGGCCGCGACGGCUCCACCCUCGGCCGUCAAGGGCAACGUGCGUAAGAGGGCGGCCAAGGACGCGGCCCGCAAGCUGGAGGCGUUCACGUCCGCCCUCUCGGUGCCGGUCAAGGAGCAGCAGCGCGCGUUUCGCGCCCAUCUGCGCGCGCUGCCGCCCUUCGAGGCAGCCCUCGCAGACCUCACCCUCGACUCGCUGGUCCGGCGGGGCGGGCUGCCGCUGAGCGCCGUGCUGCAGCGGCACGACGAGAUGCGGCGCGCGGUCGAGGCGAUUGCCGUCGCCGCGAACGCCUCGAGCGCCGCCGAGGCGUCGGCCGCCCUCGAGGAGGGCCUCGCAGAGGCGGCGCUGCGGCGGAGGGGAGGGGGGGUAGCGAGGGGGCGGGUGGAGUCCGUCUUUGAGGCGGAGGCGGAGGGGCUGAUGCUGCUCAUCGAGACGGCGCAGACGCUGCGCAGGCUGCCUCGCGUCGAGACGGACGCCCCGGUGGCGGUGCUGGUCGGGAUGCCCAACGUCGGCAAGUCCUCCAUCGUCAGCGCAACCUCGUCCGGCACGCCCGAGGUCAACGACUACCCCUUCACCACCAGAGGGCUCAAGCUGGGGCAUGUCGGGCAGCACGGCGCUCCCGACCGCUACCAGGACGAGCGAAACGCGAUGGAGGGGCUCACACUCGCGGCGGUGCAGCUCCUCCCGUCGGCCGUCUUUGUCAUGGACCUGUCCGGCACCUGCGGCGAGCAGUCGGCGCCGAGGCUGCAGCUCAUGGUGCGGGAGCAGAUCCGCGCCGCCUUCCCGCGCCGGCCAUGGCUGGACGUGCGCUCCAAGGCGGACCUCCCGCUCGCCGAGGGCCUGGCCGCCGAGGACGUGCCGCCCGGGACGCUCGACGUCUCCGUGCACGAGGGACGCAACGUCGCCGAGCUCGCUGCACACAUGGCGCAGAUGGUGAGCCGCGUCCCGGGACGGAAGCCAGGGCCGCCGUCAUGA
Emiliania huxleyi CCMP1516 is the source of this 1332-nucleotide messenger RNA. RefSeq lists its product as hypothetical. Gene Ontology annotation, biological process: ribosomal large subunit biogenesis. Gene Ontology annotation, cellular component: nucleolus. Lineage: Eukaryota; Haptophyta; Isochrysidales; Noelaerhabdaceae. The coding region runs from base 1 to 1332 and encodes 443 amino acids. The record is from RefSeq and is a predicted model, not a curated record. The transcript is spliced from 7 exons. Gene Ontology annotation, molecular function: GTPase activity; GTP binding; RNA binding.